GCUCAGCACAAUCCCUGCCACUCGAUUCCAUCCACGGGUCAAGGUAACAUCUUUAAUAAGUUCAAGGGCUGUGAAAAACCUAUCGACCGGUGCGCUGAACCCGAUCAGCACAAAGACACGUCCUAGCCAAUUGGAGAUCUACGAAAUAAGAGCGCUUAGGGGACGAAAAAAGAAUUUUCGUAGAAAUGGUUUGCUGCAAGAAGAAACCAAUGGAGGAUAAACCUGAAAUAACUGUACCGUUUCCUGACGGUGGCUGGGGGUGGCUUGUUUGCAUGGCCACGUUCACUACGCAAUUCAUCGUUCUCGGCACUAUGAACAACUUCGGGGUGGUGUAUGUGGAGCUACUAAACGAGUUCAAGACUGGAAAAGCUGAUGCAGCAUGGGUUGGUUCCAUAACAUAUGGGAUGAUGUUCUUACUUGGACCUAUUGCAACCACAUUGUGCCAAAAGUUGGGCUGUCGUGCUACAACAAUGAUUGGUUGCAUGAUUGCCGCAGGAGGUUGUCUUCUGGGUUCAAUAUCAACAAGUAUUUACCUGAUGGACUUGACAUAUGGGUUCCUUUUUGGUGUUGGAGCAAGCAUGUGUUACUUCCCAUCUGUGGUAAUCUUAGGCCAGUACUUUUCAGAGCGUCUCUCCUUAGCCAAUGGGAUCACUUCCUCAGGAAGUGGUGUAGGUACACUUUGCAUGGGUCCUAUAAUGCAGAAAUUAAUACAGCACUUUGGCAUGCGCAACACAAUGAGGAUCUCUGCUGGAAUGCUCUCUUUGGUAGUAUUCUGUGCUAUUAUUUACAGGCCCAUAAACACUGGUUUUCUAAAACCACCACCCAAGCCUGCCGCAGGGCAAAAGCAGUCACGAUUUGCUGUUCUCAAAAGUUUUAAGGAACUGUUCAGGAACAAGGCAUACAUUUUGUGGUGUGCAGCACUGGCACUGUGGAUGUUGGGUUACUUUGUGCCAUUUGUGCACUUGGUGCGUCUUGCCACAGAAGAAGGUAUCGACCCAUUUAGAGCAACUCUGCUCAUCGGCAUCAUGUCAGUUGGAUCUACUCUUGGACGUCUCAUUUUUGGCAAGGUGGCUGACUACCCAAGAGUGAACAGAUUGUACCUUUACCAGAUCUCCUUCCUCAUGAUUGGAAUUAGCAACACUCUGUGUCCUGUAUUGACCUCCUACACUGGGCUAGUGAUCUACUCUACUGUGUUUGGCUUCUUUGAGGGGUGCUAUGUGCUUCUGGCUCCUGUCCUAACAGGGGACAUUGUUGGAAGAGACAAGAUGGCCCAUGGUGUCGGUGUGUUAUUUGCCCUCAAGUCUGUGCCUCUUACUCUAGGACCUCCAAUUGCUGGCUUCAUCUAUGAUGCAUCCAACUCAUACCAAGUUGCCUUCUACAUUGCUGGUGCUGUGCCAACUGCUGCAGCCUGUAUGAUGUUUGGCAUUCCAUACCUCAUGCCAGAAAGAGAAGACAACAAAUGCAAGGUUGUCCUCAUGGAGGAGAGUGGGUUCAAUGAAAAGCCAACCUACUUUGACGAGAAAUCAUCUCACCUUGACGAGAAGAGAGCCAUCAUGGAAAAGGAGCAACAAAUGAGUGGCAAAAACAACAACCCCAUAAUACCUGACGUCAUCAUAGAAGAACCAGAAACAGACGAUAACAGACCAGUGUCAUUCUGUAGCGUAGGGAGCAAUAAUGGCCUUUCUACUCUCAGUGUUAACAACAAACGUAACACCAUGGGACUUAGUACAAAUAGCAUUUCAUCAGUGCGAGAGACAUGCCUUGUGUCAGUUGACACUAUCAAUGUCAGAAGAAGCAGAGUUCUGCAGCUUAAAGGGGAGCUAAGUAGUUCUGUGUUUUCACUUGUCAGACGUUAUAUGGACAUGCCAAAGGAGAUUGCAGCAAGUGAAUGCGGAAGUAUAGCAUGCAUUCCACAACAUAUUGCCAACACUCCUCAAGAGCCUCCACCAGUCCCAAAAGAAAGAGUGGUCAUUGUAGGAAAAGAAACUGUUGUGUAAGUCACAAUCAUUUCCUCAAUCAGUCCCUUCUACCAUGGAGUACUCUUCACAUCAGGUAGAAAGUCUUGAAUAGCACUUUAAAUUAGUGCUACAAAUCAAAAAUAGUUAUUAAAAGUAACUUCAAAUUACAACUUCAGCACAAUGUAUUGUGCAAAAAGGGUAAAAUCAAUGCUUUGAUUUUAAGAAAACACAGACGAGAUAAAGAAAAUAAACACUUUAUAAACCACAAGGUAACUACUUUAAAAUAUAUUUUUUGGGGAUCAAGAGGCAUCCAUUUUUAGCACUAACACAAUGCUUUUAAUCAAAAAAGCAAAUCACACUGUUAGUGAUAUUGAAAAUAACUCUAUCCUAUUAAUAUAACGGCAGAUCAAGAGUGGUUCCAAAAUCAAACGAUCAAUUCUCUUCACCAAUUGACCUGAUUUCUCAUGACAUUAGUGAUAUGAAAUUGGGAAUACAUGAAGGUAGUUUUACUUAGGUAAGGAAAUUCUCUCUUAUUCUUCAUGAAAGGUACAUUCUAAAUUGAAUCAGUUCCUGUCUGAACACAUUUUUGAACUGGAACUUUUGUGAGAGAAGUAUAAAACUGAAUUACAAAAAAAUUUGACAACCAAAUUCACUAUUUAAAGAGGAGCUAUAUUAGAAUACCUCUUAACUAAAUAUCUCUAACUCUAUUAUUUGUUGGGUAAGUUCAGUUAAAGGUGCUCAUUUCAAAAGGCUUUUUAAAUACUGGGAACUUUUGAUCUUCAGAUUAACUACCUCCGCCUCUCUCACUGUAUCAUAAUAAAAACACAUGCCAAAAAAAGGUGAAUUGUGAGGAGUUUCUUUUGACAAGAGCCUUGAAAAAAGGCUCAAAUGUACAUUUCAAGACUUACACAUCAGUGAGAGGGCACGAGGUUUUUCAGCCUUUUAACAUGGGUACUGAUUCCCCAAAAAAAAAAAACAAACAAACAAAUCUGAUAAAGGGAAAAUGUUCUAAAUUAUUUUGUC
This is a messenger RNA of Pocillopora verrucosa, 2981 nucleotides long. Its product is annotated as monocarboxylate transporter 10. The record is from RefSeq and is a predicted model, not a curated record. NCBI's taxonomy places the organism in Eukaryota, Metazoa, Cnidaria, Anthozoa, Scleractinia, Pocilloporidae. Gene Ontology annotation, cellular component: membrane. Gene Ontology annotation, biological process: transmembrane transport. Gene Ontology annotation, molecular function: monocarboxylic acid transmembrane transporter activity.